UUUAAGUUUUAAUUUAUUAAACAAAAAAAGAGAGCAAAGUAAAAUGUCGAUUCCAGCUUCAAAAGUACACGAAGUACGAGAAAUUACUAGAAUAGAGCGCAUUGGAGCACAUUCUCAUAUACGUGGAUUAGGAUUAGACGAUAGCUUAGAACCUCGUAAUGUAUCCCAAGGAAUGGUUGGUCAAUUUUUAGCACGGAGAGGUACCGGUGUAAUUUUGGAAAUGAUUAAAGAAGGUAAAAUAGCUGGACGAGCAAUAUUACUAGCGGGUCAACCAGGAACUGGAAAGACAGCAGUGGCAUUGGCUUUAGCACAGUCCUUAGGUUCGGAUACACCUUUUACACUUAUGGCUGGCUCUGAGAUUUAUUCUUUGGAAAUGAGUAAGACAGAGGCUUUAACACAAUCAAUAAGAAAAUCAAUAGGUAUAAGAAUUAAAGAAGAAAGUGAAAUUAUUGAAGGGGAAGUUGUAGAAAUUCAAGUUGAUAGACCCGUCGCUGGACUAGGGGCUAAAGUUGGCAAGUUGACAUUAAAAACUACAGAAAUGGAAACUGUGUAUGACUUAGGCAGCAAAAUGAUAGAAUGUUUAAUGAAAGAGAAGGUCCAAGCUGGAGAUGUUAUAACAAUAGAUAAGGCUACGGGAAAAAUUAGUAAACUUGGACGAUCGUUCACGCGAGCUCGAGAUUACGAUGCAACUGGGCCACAAACUCGUUUUGUUCAAUGUCCCGAGGGUGAAUUACAAAAAAGAAAAGAAGUUGUGCACACUGUAACCUUACAUGAAAUCGAUGUUAUAAAUAGCAGAACACAUGGUUUCCUAGCUCUAUUUUCUGGUGACACGGGUGAAAUUAAAUCCGAAGUGAGAGAACAAAUAAAUUUAAAGGUAUCGGAGUGGCGAGAAGAAGGAAAAGCAGAAAUUGUACCUGGUGUAUUGUUUAUUGACGAAGUACAUAUGCUAGAUAUCGAAUGUUUUUCAUUCCUUAAUCGUGCGUUAGAAAAUGAUAUGGCGCCGGUAGUAAUUAUGGCGACAAAUCGAGGUAUUACAAGAAUCAGAGGAACUAAUUAUAAAAGCCCUCAUGGAAUUCCAAUUGAUUUAUUAGAUCGUAUGAUAAUUGUUCCAACUGUUCCUUAUCAAGAAUCAGAACUCAAAGAAAUUUUAAAAAUAAGAUGCGAAGAAGAAGAUUGUGAAAUGUCUAAUGACGCAUUGUUAGUGCUUACUCGUAUUGCUCUUGAAACAUCUUUGAGAUAUGCGAUUCAAUUAAUUACAACGUCAUCACUCAUUUGUCGAAAAAAUAAAAAUAUAGAAAUAAGUGUCGAAGAUGUGAAACGUGCAUAUACAUUAUUUAUGGAUGAAAAUCGAUCGUCACAAUUUUUAAAAGAAUAUCAAGAUAACUUUAUGUUCUACGAAUCGAGAGAACAAUCGAUGGAGCUUGCUUAAUAUAAACAUUUUUUACAUAAGAUUAAUUUUUGUUAAGAUAAAAAACAAAUUUUGACUA
Molecule: messenger RNA, 1487 nt
Organism: Ceratosolen solmsi marchali
Lineage: Eukaryota; Metazoa; Arthropoda; Insecta; Hymenoptera; Agaonidae
Gene: rept
Product: RuvB-like helicase 2 rept
Exons: 2
Coding region: 44-1429 (461 amino acids)
Molecular function (GO): ATP-dependent activity, acting on DNA; ATP hydrolysis activity; ATP binding
Source: RefSeq, a predicted model, not a curated record